This is a messenger RNA of Colletotrichum higginsianum IMI 349063, 2790 nucleotides long. Its product is annotated as Subtilase. Gene Ontology annotation, biological process: proteolysis. Gene Ontology annotation, molecular function: serine-type endopeptidase activity; tripeptidyl-peptidase activity. The transcript has 11 exons. The record is from RefSeq and is a predicted model, not a curated record. Gene Ontology annotation, cellular component: cell wall; cytosol; membrane. NCBI's taxonomy places the organism in Eukaryota, Fungi, Ascomycota, Sordariomycetes, Glomerellales, Glomerellaceae. The coding region runs from base 1 to 2790 and encodes 929 amino acids.
AUGCGUUUCGCAAGCGUCGUGGUCUCCGUGCUGGCGUUGGCCGGCACGGGUGCAGCCAAAGUCUCCCGACGUGCCGUCAGCAACGAGGAGGAUGUUCGUCCGUCCAACGACACCGUCGUCGCGCCCAAGAAGUUCAUCAUCGAGCUCGACCAGGCGGCCGACAAGGACGCCGUGGUCCGGCAGCUCCAGGCGCGCCCCGGCAGCAGGGUGCUCAAGGUGUUCGACUCGGCCGUGUUCCGGGGCGUCGCCGUCGAGUCGGACAGCGAGAACACGGACUCGCUCGAGGCGCUCGCGCCCGUCGUCAAGGCGUGGCACUCGACGCGCGUGCAGCUGGCGCCCGUGGUGGCGGGCGAGUCGUUCAGCGACGACGCGCGCGCGCCGGACUACGCGAUCCACUGGAUGACGGGCGUCGACAAGCUUCACGAGCAGGGGAUUCUGGGUAAGGGCGUCAAGGUCGGCGUCGUGGACACGGGCGUCGAGUAUACCCAUCCAGCUCUUGGAGGCUGCUUCGGAGCGGGUUGCAAGAUUGCCGGCGGUUAUGACUUUGUCGGCGACAACACCUACUGGCCCUAUCCUGGCGAGGAGAGGCAACCCGACGAGGACCCCAUGGACUCUGUCGGCCACGGAACGCACGUCACCGGUAUCAUUGCCGGGAAGAGCGCCGAAUUCACAGGAGUCGCCCCUGAAGCGACCAUCUACUCUUACAAGGUCUUUGGCCCGAAUGAGGGCACCGGCGAAGAGGUCCUGAUCGAGGCCUUCCUCCGCGCCUUCGACGACGGCGUUGACAUCAUCACGGCCUCAGUCGGCUCCACCGGCGGCUGGUCCGACAACGCCUGGGCCCUCGUCGCCUCCCGCAUCGUCGAGCAGGGCGUUGUCGUCACCAUCGCCGCCGGCAACUCGGGCGACGUCGGUCCCUUCUUCGCCAGCAGCGGCGCCGCCGGAACGAACGUCCUCGCCGUGGGCUCCGCCGACACCUACGUCGUCUCGGCCCGCCAGUUCGCCGGCACCUUCACCCUCGACGGCCACUCCAACCGCACCAUCCUCGGCUAUCGUCCAGCCGAGGAGCUUUUCCCGCCCGAGAUCGUCGGCUGGCCUAUCGUACCCGUGACCCUGAACCUCACCGUCGAGAACGACGCGUGCGAGCCGCUGCCCGAGGGCCUCAACUUCACGGGCGUAAUCCCCCUCGUGCGCUUCGACGAGGGGUGCCAGGACCACAUCCGGCAGCGCUGGGUCCAGGAGCGCGGCGCCCGCUUCAUGCUCUUCUACCUCACCGACCGACCCGUCGUCGGCUUCUCCGGCUCCGGCUGGGCGCAGAGCGAUUGGGGCCUGCUCUCCAAGGACGCCGGCGAGGCCAUCGUCAAGACCGUCCUCGCCGGCGGCACCGUCACGGCCGACUUCUCCCUCGACCAGACCAGCAACUACGUCGCCAUGUACAACGCCGGCGGCGGCCGGCCCUCCGUCUUCACCUCCUGGGGCGGCACCUUCGACCUCGAGCUGAAGCCCGACAUCACGGCGCCCGGCGGCCGCAUCUUUGCCCCCUUCGUCGGCCUCGGCUACCGCGACAGCUCGGGGACGUCCAUGGCCUGCCCCUACGUCGCCGGCGUCGCCGCCCUGUACAUCGCCGCCCACGGCGGUCGCUCCGUCCACGGCGCCGGCUUCGCAAAGGCCCUGCACGCCCGCAUCGUCGCCUCGGGCCGCGCCGUCCCCUGGUCCGACGGCACCACCAAGGACUUCGGCUUCUGGGCCCCGCCCCUGCAGGUCGGCAGCGGCCUGGUCGACGCCGUCGCCGUCCUCGGCGCGACGUCGCAGCUCUCGGGCGAGACCAAGUUCGCGCUCAACGACACGCACCACUUCUCGCGGUACCACCAGGUCGACAUCACCAACACGGGCGCCACGGAGCUCGAGUACGUCUUCACCGUGCAGGACGCCGGCGGCUUCGAGUCGUACUGGACCGCCGAGGCCGGGGCCGCCGCGGGGGUCUACGCCGCGCCCCGUAUCAAGGAUCUCGUCGAGAUCGAGCCGUUCCGGAUCGGCGUCCCCGUCAGCGUGCCCUCCGGCACGUUCAAGAUCGCGCCUGGCCAGACCAAGACUGCGAAGUUCUCUUUCGACAUCCCCAAGGGCAUUGAAGCUUCGAAGCUCCCUGUAUUCAGCGGCAAGAUCCUCAUCGGCUCCAGUGCUGGCGACGUGCUCUCGGUACCUUACUAUGGCGUCGGCGGGAGCGUCAAGCACGAAAUCGCCGACAUGUUUUACCGGUCGGUGGGAUACCCCCGCGUCAUCUCCGGCGUCAACCGCACGUUGCUCUCCGAGAAGUCGAGCUUCACCUUCGACCUCUCCCUCGACAAACAAGACUUUGUCAAGCUCAGCGUCGCCCUGACCUGGGGCACUCGUCAGCUGCGCUGGGAUAUAUUCGAGCCCACCUACCAGGAGCGCGAGUGGACGUACCCCCCGAUCGUCGGCGAGAACAAGUACAUCGGCUCCGUCGCCAGCUUCAACGUCUACAACAGCGUCAACUACCCCGUCUUCGACCCGGCCACCGACAGCGUCAACAACACCUUCUCCUACCCGCUGCAGGACCAGCCCCGCGACUCGCCCUACGAGUCGUGGUGGCUCGGCAAGCUGGCGGACGGGAGCCAGAUCAAGCCCGGGAAAUACAAGUGGCGCAUCGCCGCCCUAAAGCCGUUUGGCAACCCCAAGGCGUCGGACAACUGGGAGAUUUACGAGACCCCCUUAAUCGAGGUCCUGCCGCUCACCGGAGGCAGCAACUCUACGGCUGCUCUCCGUCGUCACUAA